Caenorhabditis briggsae is the source of this 1272-nucleotide messenger RNA. It is a transcript of the gene Cbr-lipl-4, whose product is annotated as Protein CBR-LIPL-4. Lineage: Eukaryota; Metazoa; Nematoda; Chromadorea; Rhabditida; Rhabditidae. The record is from RefSeq and is a predicted model, not a curated record. Gene Ontology annotation, biological process: lipid metabolic process. The coding region runs from base 1 to 1272 and encodes 423 amino acids. The transcript has 5 exons. Gene Ontology annotation, molecular function: hydrolase activity, acting on ester bonds.
AUGAGAGAGAAAAUAGGUGACUUGAUAACUGUUAUGCUGUCUCUACUUUUAUUACUGUUACUUUUGCUCUCAAGUUACACAAAAAGUGUGGAUCUGGAAUUCUAUUUGGAUACGCCAGAAGUAAUCAAGUCUUGGGGUUACCCAGUGGAAGUUCAUAAUGUCACCACAAAAGACGGUUUCAUACUUCAACUUCAUCGUAUCCCAUAUGGUCGAGACAGUCCGAUAUCAUCCCUAGAUGACCGUCCACGACCAGUGAUAUUCCUUCAACACGGUUUUCUCUGCUCUAGUUUUGAUUGGGUCGCCAAUUUGCCUCAUCAAAGUGCUGGAUUUGUGUUCGCUGACGCCGGUUUUGAUGUGUGGUUGGGCAAUUUCCGCGGCAACACAUACAGCCGAAAGCAUGUCACUCUGAAUCCGGACAAAGAUCGAGAGUUCUGGAAUUGGAGCUGGGACCAAAUAUCUAAAUAUGAUUUACCAGCAAUGAUUGGGAAAGCGUUGGAAGUCAGUGGAGCAGAAUCUUUGUAUUAUACUGGAUUCUCCAUGGGUACAUUGACGAUGUUUGCCAAACUUUCAGUUGAUCCUUCUUUCAGCCGCUACAUAAAGAAAUACUUUGCACUUGCUCCAGUUGGCACAAUCAAAUAUGCUCGAGGUGUGUUUUCAUUUCUUGGAAGACAUUUUGGAGCAAAUUACCAAGAGUAUGUGACUAAAUAUGGGUCCGAUGAAUUGUUUGGAAGUUCUUGGUUGUUCAAAAAAAUAGUGAAGUAUACAUGUGGAUUGUUUGAUACUCUGGAGGAACUAUGUUCGGAUAUUACAAUGUUGUUCGUUGGAACGUCUAGUGAGAACUGGAAUCAAACUAGGGUCCCUGUUUAUUUGGCUCAUACUCCUGCCGGAUCUUCUAGUAAUGUUAUGGCACAUCUGGAUCAAAUGUUUUCGUAUGGUGGAAUACCUGCAUACGAUAUGGGAGAGGAGAAAAACGUUCAAAAGUAUGGACAGAAACUGCCACCGCAAUACAACUUUACAAGUAUUUCCGACAUUCCCAUCCAUUUAUUUUGGAGUGAAGACGAUUGGCUAUCGACGAAACAGGACCUGCAAGAGACGUUGUUCACACAGUUGAAUCCCCAAGUCGUUCAGGUAACAAUUUCUUUUUUUUUCACCAUCUCAUUAGGAAGCUACCAGAUUUCAAACUACAAUCAUCUGCAUUUCAUAUGGGGAACAGAUGCUGUCGACAAAAUUUAUAAGCGGAUAAUUGACAUUGUUUCUGUUGGUCUGACUUGA